Molecule: messenger RNA, 1516 nt
Organism: Ictalurus punctatus (channel catfish)
Lineage: Eukaryota; Metazoa; Chordata; Actinopteri; Siluriformes; Ictaluridae
Gene: trappc3
Product: trafficking protein particle complex subunit 3
Exons: 5
Coding region: 261-803 (180 amino acids)
Biological process (GO): endoplasmic reticulum to Golgi vesicle-mediated transport; intra-Golgi vesicle-mediated transport
Cellular component (GO): TRAPP complex; cis-Golgi network membrane; cytosol
Source: RefSeq, a predicted model, not a curated record
GCUGAACGAGAUUCAAAUAUCCGAGUCAGUAAAAUGAUCCGAACUUCCCUUCACUAGUGUGCGCGAGAGAGAGAAAAAGGCAUCAAAAGCGGGAAAACUACAAAUCCCAAGAAUCAAAGCGAACUACGACCUCUGACAUGCGGAAGUGAUUCAGGAAGUAGGUUUGAAAGCGAUACAGGAAUACGAUCAUUGUGUUUCAGAAACAAGUUAAUAAAAUAUAACUUGUGACCUACCUACACAAAGCUGUAAUACGAUACACAAUGUCUAGGCAGUCCAACAGAACUACAGACAACAAGAAGAUGAAUUCAGAAUUGUUUACUCUCACAUAUGGAGCCCUGGUCACACAGCUCUGUAAGGAUUAUGAGAAUGAUGAGGAAGUGAACAAGCAGCUUGAUAAAAUGGGUUACAAUAUUGGAGUACGUCUCAUCGAGGACUUCUUGGCUCGCUCCAGUGUCGGCAGGUGUCACGAUUUCCGAGAAACAGCCGAUGUCAUUGCAAAGGUAGCCUUUAAGAUGUACCUGGGCAUCACGCCCAGUGUAACGAACUGGAGCCCUGCUGGAGAUGAGUUCUCCCUCAUCCUGGAGAGCAAUCCACUGGUGGACUUUGUGGAGCUUCCAGACAACCAUAACACUCUAAUUUACUCCAACCUACUGUGUGGUGCACUAAGAGGAGCUCUGGAGAUGGUGCAAAUGGCAGUGGAUGUGCGUUUUGCUCAAGACACUCUAAGAGGAGACAAUGUGACAGAAAUACGCAUGAAGUUCAUCAAGAGGAUUGAGGAAAAUCUACCUGCAGGUGAUGAAUGAAGCUGCUGUGUUAUUGUGGCUGGAGAAGCUGAAAACCACUGGCUUAUUGGAUCUGAAAGACUUUGAUCAUUAAGUUUGGUCAGAGCCAAACACCUACAGUUCAAAAAAGAGCUGAUCCUUUGUCCAGUGAUUAAGAAGUAGUAAUCCAGUUACUUUUCUUUAGGCUUUAUGGACCAUCACAUUUCCAAUGAAGCAUUUGGACUGUGAUUUACGGGGGGGGGGGACACUUUCUUGGGCCUGUUCCAAGUUUAAUUUGGAAAUAUGUUUCUUCUUAACUGGUGUAGUACUCUACAAUUUCCCAUCUAAUGUUUAGUUUAAAAAGAUAAUGUCUUUGUUCCAGAAAUAAACUUAUUUUAUUCUUGCAUCAUGGAUAUGCUGAUUGGAAGAAGCACAAGGAAGGAUGUACAUGCACGUUUUAAGUAGGCACAGAUGUACAGUGCAUUCCUUGAACUAGUGAUAUCUUUAUCUCCCCUGUAUUGGAAAGGUUUUCAGACUUUUGGAAUUUGCAUCUAAUAGUUUGCCAUAAAAUUAUAUUUAGAAAAGAAAAAGAAAGCAAAAGAAAUUUAUUCAAAUAAUAGCAUAUGUUUCUUCUACUUUCUUUUUCACAUUUUUUUAAUCAGCGUUUUGUUCUGUUAAGUAUAUGUGUCGUGUAGGAGUGUAUUUAUGUAAAAAUAACAAACAUGAGAUCGAAUAAAUUACUAACACAAGGUGAA